Molecule: messenger RNA, 2632 nt
Organism: Misgurnus anguillicaudatus (oriental weatherfish)
Lineage: Eukaryota; Metazoa; Chordata; Actinopteri; Cypriniformes; Cobitidae
Gene: rap2ab
Product: RAP2A, member of RAS oncogene family b
Biological process (GO): Rap protein signal transduction
Cellular component (GO): membrane
Molecular function (GO): GTP binding; GTPase activity
Source: RefSeq, a predicted model, not a curated record
GUGAAUAAUGUCAUAUGAACGAUUCACAGGAGUGGCUUAUUGUAAAUCCUCGCAUCCUAUUGGACAUCCCGGCCAUCAUUUAUGAUGGAGAAUCCCUAUCCUGGAGCGCAAGCUGUGUGGUUUGGCUUCAAUAGGUCUCCACCCGAGAGUAUGGCGGUUGGAGACGCUGUGAGAUGUGGAUGCGGGGAUAUUUUAAGGCAGAAUGGAUCAAAUAAUGCGCCAAGUCGGUAAUUUGCGUAUUAUGUGCUAAAACGCACUGGCGUCUCCAAAUAAUCUUUGCUUAACGCCUUGCGCCGCCGCCUUUACAGAAUGCAAGGCUUUAUUACAACCUAAAAAGUCCUUUCACAAGAUUUUCAAAGCAGAUGUUGGGAAGCUACAACAGUAAGUUGUAAAUGCGCCGGUGGAUGUUGCGCCAUGAAGCUCUUUGUGCGCUUUUGUUAUUUAUCUCUCUGGUGAGCGUUUCGACACAGCCAGCCAUGGCUCAGUCUCUCCUUGACUUCUGCGAUAUUCAAUCCAAGUUUGCCGUUGCAUUUGGACGCUGGUAGCUGGUUCAGUCAAACGCGCGCAGUACGUCGGUUGCGGGUCGGUGCGCAAUGCGCGAGUAUAAGGUGGUGGUUCUCGGCAGCGGUGGGGUCGGGAAGUCCGCCCUCACGGUUCAGUUCGUGACCGGGACCUUCAUCGAGAAGUACGACCCGACCAUUGAAGACUUCUACCGCAAGGAGAUCGAGGUGGAUUCGUCCCCGUCCGUGUUGGAGAUCCUGGACACCGCAGGCACAGAGCAGUUCGCGUCUAUGCGGGAUCUUUACAUAAAGAACGGCCAAGGUUUCAUCCUGGUGUACAGUUUGGUCAACCAGCAGAGCUUCCAAGAUAUAAAGCCCAUGCGAGAUCAGAUCAUCAGAGUAAAGAGGUAUGAACGUGUGCCGGUGAUAUUAGUGGGAAAUAAAGUGGACCUGGACAACGAGCGCGAGGUUUCGUCGAAUGAAGGCCAGGCUCUUGCUGAAGAAUGGGGUUGUCCUUUCAUGGAGACCUCAGCCAAGAGUAAGACCAUGGUGGAUGAACUGUUCUCAGAGAUCGUUCGACAGAUGGACUACGCUUCUCAGCCUGAUAAAGAAGACCCGUGCUGUUCCUCCUGCAAUAUACAAUAACCCACCGACCGCGGUGUGGAUUCAGCAUUAUACGUUGUCUUAUAUACUCUUUCUACUGUAUGAAAAAAACAGUGAUCACGAACACACACACACACACAUGUAGCUGAUGUGUUUUUCUGUUUCAAAAAUAGUUGCAUUUCAGAUUUGCAUUUAGGAUCAUCUCUGCUGUCUGCAACUUUAUAAAAAAGGAGAAAAAAGAUCAUAAAAGGUUAUAAAGAAAAUGCAACAAAAAGAUGCAGAGUUUCUUUCACCUUAACACUUUUUAGAGCUGUUUGCUUUUCUCUUGCUGUUUAGUUUGCACAUACAGAACCUGAUGUCUUAAACUGCCAUUAGAAAAAUGACCCAGAUUUGUUCUUCCAAACGGCCGCUGUCAUGUAACCCACGGCGAAGAUGAAGUUUCCUCCGUUCACGAGUGGAUUGAUUUGUGUGCGGGUGACUUGUUUCAAUGACCGGACGCUUUAGUGAUGUGCGUUUGAGGAAACCAAAUAGUUUGCAGCACUUUGCUUUGUACUCUUGUGUUUCUUUUCAUUUCUUGAAAAUAUCAGCUGUGAUUUUUGGAAAUCGCAGCUCAGUACAGAAUGUUGCAGAUAUUGAAUGGUGUAUUUUGAUAAUGUAGUAAAACAAUCAACUAAAGAUUUGCUUUAGGAUAGACUUUUCUUCAGCUGGGAGGAGGAAUUGUUUUGAAUCUCAUGAUCAUUGGCACUUUCCACAGAUGGGACAUAAACCGGUGUCUUUAUAAAGCAAUAAAUACACAAAUAAGCCUAUAUCUUCUGUUUGAUUUUUCAUAUUUAAGUCCAAUUUUAUGUUUAUCUGUAUUUAGACCAAAUUUGUGUAACAGGGUUGCGUGAAUAUAAAAUCCACCCUGUUUGUGGAAAGUGCUUCUUCACAUCUGACUGUAUUUGUGUGAUUUUUAUUGAAUGAUAUUUUAAAACAGGAAUCUUCUGAAUGCUUUGAGCUUCAUAGUUGUACAAACACGCAAGAAGUAGUCGCUUUUUAGCCAAAUGACAAAAUUGUUUUUAUUACAUCUUACUCAGGAGUUACAGGCCACCAAAUCAGUUUUUAUUGUUUUAUCCUUCUUAUUCUUGUCUUUGGUAUUACAGCAAUUCUUACUCCAACCAUCAUGUCUGUGACUCUUUAGGUUCACAAUGAGUUCAUCCGGAAAUGUAUAAAAAAUUGUAUAGGUAAAAAUCAAGAUGGUUGUGUGUAGUUUAAUAAACAAGGCCAUCUUGCAGUGUUGAUUUAGCAGACAAUAUGCAUGGCUACAACCUUAUUGUGAAAUGAAAUAGACACAAAACACAUGAAGACUUCUCUGGAUGAUCAUUUAUGGGUGACUCUGCCUUGCCAUGCAGACCUUCGGUUUGCCUUUUUAACUUUCGUCAUUGAUCUUAUAUUUUUUUAAGUGACAUUUACCCUCUUCCUCGCGGUAAAUGGUUUGUGGAUAUGGUUUCAUUUCGACACGACAAUAAAGAAUCUUAUUCACAAAUCUA